AUGCUGAUAUCAAUUCUCCUGACCUUAUGUCCCUUGCUUUUGGUGGUCGGCCAAGGAAUACCACGCGGGGAAAUGCUCCUUUGUGAGGGGGAUCAUGGAAGAAUAGAAUGUGGUCCGAACGAAGUCAUUUACAUAUAUAGUGCAUUCUACGGACGAAUUAACAAAAAGAUUUGUGAUUAUGGUGAAAUUAAUACGGACAAAUGUCGAGCUUCAUCUGUGACGCAGAAGGUGAAGGACACCUGCGAUAAACGGUCGUUUUGUAUCAUUAACGCCGUCAGUGACAUAUUUGGUGAUCCUUGCCCAGGCACAUACAAAUACUUCAGGGUGCGAUUCGUUUGUGAUCUUGAGGGAGGACCCCUGACCACACGGGGAUUAGCGUCACUGAGAUACAGGAACGGUAGUUUUAACAGUGAUCUGGCUGAAACGUUUCCUCGCCUGAAAUUUUCACAAAAAUAUCAUGAUGUGACAUUUUGA
Molecule: messenger RNA, 474 nt
Organism: Ylistrum balloti
Lineage: Eukaryota; Metazoa; Mollusca; Bivalvia; Pectinida; Pectinidae
Product: D-galactoside-specific lectin-like
Exons: 3
Coding region: 1-474 (157 amino acids)
Molecular function (GO): carbohydrate binding
Source: RefSeq, a predicted model, not a curated record